Centruroides sculpturatus (bark scorpion) is the source of this 1159-nucleotide messenger RNA. RefSeq names its product multidrug resistance-associated protein 4-like. The coding region runs from base 23 to 1159 and encodes 378 amino acids. Gene Ontology annotation, cellular component: membrane. Gene Ontology annotation, biological process: transmembrane transport. The record is from RefSeq and is a predicted model, not a curated record. Gene Ontology annotation, molecular function: ABC-type transporter activity; ATP binding. NCBI's taxonomy places the organism in Eukaryota, Metazoa, Arthropoda, Arachnida, Scorpiones, Buthidae. The transcript has 9 exons.
AGACGCUACGUGCCGAAAGAUAAUGGAUGAAGAACACAAAAGUAAUCCAUUCCAUUCAGCUAGUGUUUUUUCUCGCUUAUUUUUCUGUUGGCUUUUCCCGUUAUUAAUCAAAGGAAAAAAGAAAUUUUUAAAACAAGAAGAUUUGUACAAAACUUCUAAAUAUCAUUCCUCCGAAUAUCUGGGAAAUCUGCUAGAAAAAGAAUGGAAUAAGGAAUUACAAAAGAAAAACCCAAGCACAUUAAAAGGAAUACUGCGAUUCAUUGGGUGGAAAUACUUAAUAGUAAUUUUAUUUGCAUUUAUUCAGGACACUGUCAUAGUUACAAGCAAAGCGUAUAUUUUAGGAUUAAUAAUAUAUUAUUAUGACAACAAAUCGGAAUGGAAUGAAUCAAAUGUUUACUUAUUAGUCGCAGGAUAUUGUGGCCUAACAGCAAUUUAUUCGUUGACAUUUAAUAUUAAUUACUUUAUAACAGAUGUAUUAGGCAUGAAGUUAAAGGUAGCUUUGUGCACUGUCAUAUACAAAAAGGCAAUUAAUUUAAAUUCUUCAUCUCUGGCAAAAUCGAAUAUAGGACAAAUGGUAAACCUUCUAGCAAAUGAUGUCAACAAUUUUUGUAACAAUAUCUACACUUUUUCAUUUUUUUUCACAAAUCCUUUUCUACUGAUUACUGCUGUAUUGUUGCUAUGGCAAUAUUGCAGAUGGGCCUUUUUAGUUGGACUUUCGGUCAUAUUUUUGUACUUUCCGUUACAAAUUGUGUUGGGCAAACUAUACUCAAAAUUGAGAUUUCAGGCAGCUGUAUUGGGAGACGAAAGGUUGAAUCUGUUGAACGAGAUAAUUGCUGGCAUGAGAUUAGUUAAAAUGUAUACUUGGGAGUUGCCAUUCGCUUCGUUAAUAGAAAAAAUCAGAAAGAAAGAAAUGAAGAAAGUGAAAAUGUUUAUAUAUGUUCGAGGAAUACCAAUAACAUUGGGAUAUCCUGUGUCAAGACUAUUUACUUGUCUUACUUUCCUUGCCAUAGUUUUGUCUGGAAGCACGUUAAAUGCUCAAAUUGUGUUUGUCACAAUGUACGUUUCGAUUUUCAUCUAUUUUGGCACCGUUGUUUUGUUUUCGAAAGCAGUCAAUCUCAUUGCAGAAAUGCGGGUUUCAUUGAAAAGAAUUCAGAUAUAG